GCUUCCCGUCCGCCUGCCAGCUCUCUUUUGCGCGUCCUUGUCACCGACUGACCGUUCCUCGACCAGCGCCAGUUAUCUGACGCAGUUCCCGACCCAGCACGCACAUACGCACGCACGCACCCAGGAGAGUGACCCGACAUCUACCGCCUUGUGAUCAGCUCCCAACGACUUGCACCUCCGCGCUAGAAGCCCGUGAUCCUCGAAAGCUAACCAUCAGUGUCUACGCCAACACCCCCGAACCCGGCACCGCCGCCGCUGACCACGAGACCACUCGCCCAGGACACGCCAGUAUUACGCCAGUAUUGAAGGCUGCUUCGAGCAAUACUGUUUCUACCGUCAGGCUUGCGAGGCCCGCCUGUAUCGACGUUGCCUGAGGAUCCGGGUGGUCGAAAGAAGCAGAACAAAAAAGCAAAGAGCGAGCUUGGAACGCUGAGGACUGCGAGCACAGAGCUUCGUCUUCUGGCUUGAUGUCAUAACCAUUCUCUUCACGAUACGAUACCCAUUCUUUUCUGGUACCUAUCAAGGACCGCCCCCCCUGUAUCUCGAAGACACUUAAUAGGACUAUUUAUUAAGCUCCGUCUUCUCCAUCCACACGCACAGCUCCGCCCGUCGCUGGUACUCUCGCGAUGGCCGAAGCGGAUUUCGAAAUCGACUUCUAUGGGGACGCCGGAAAUGAGCAGCAGAGCCACCAGGAGGGCAGUCACGCGGAGAGCAGGAGUGAAUACCGGAACGAGAACGAUGACCACGGCAAGGUAGACCACGGGGAUCAGGCGCAGCACGACGACCGCGGAGACCACGACCAGCACAACAGAGAGGAGCAUGGCGGCGAACAUCGGCGCCAAACGAGCGAGACGGAAGACACACCAUCUCGCCAGGGUGUCAAGAGGAAAUCUGAAGAGGACGACCGGCCCGUCGAUCCAAACGCCACGGCUGCCGUCAUGAUUUCUGAGCUCAGUUGGUGGACGACCGACGAUGAUAUACGUGGCUGGCUCCGUGGAGCUGACUGCGAGACCGAGGUCAAGGAGCUCACUUUUAGCGAGCACAAGGUGAAUGGAAAGAGCAAGGGCCAAGCGUACAUCGAAUUCUACUCCCGGCAAGCUGCCACGGCAGCGAAGCACCACAUUGACCACGCAGCCAGCGAAAGCGCCCAGCCUGGGCAGCAGAAGAAGCUCACAACGUCGUACUGUCACCCCGGGAUGAACCCUUUCAGGACGCUACCAAAGGACGCCCCGGCGCGUGUCAAGGAGCAGCCCCGCGCCGCGCCGUCCGGGCCGUACAACGAUCGGGGCAACUACGGUGGUGGUGGCUUCCGCGGCCGUGGCGGCUACGGCGGCGGGCGAGGCAUGAACCAAAACAACUUCAACAGCAACCGCAACUUCAAUAACAACAUGGGGUUCAACAACAACAACAUGGGCGGUGGCUUCAACGGACCCAUGGGCGGCGGCAACUUUGGCUUCCAAGGCGGCCGCGGCGGCAUGAUGGGUGGCGGCAUGCGGGGCGGCCCCGGUGGCAUGCGAGGUGGCCGCGGCAAUAACAUGAUGGGCAUGGGUGGCCCGAUGGGUGGCAUGCCGAUGGGGAUGCCAGGGAACAUGGGUAUGAUGGGCAUGGGUGGUGGCAUGCCAGGCUUCCAGGGCAUGAAUCCCAACUUCAAUGGCGGGUUCGGCUUUAACCAGAGCCAAGGCGGGGGCGGAGACUGGGGCAACCCGCAUGGGGCGAAGCGCCCGCGGCCCGAGUAGAGAGACGUGUUGCUCGGAUCGCUUCCUCCGGAUACUCUAUGGAGCAGCCAAAGUAGCGCUUCGGACGAGCGGCGGCGCGGUGGAAGUUGCACGCAUCGUACGUGCCAUUGUACAAUAUUAUAGGCCAAGACGGCCACGAAUCGGUUUUACGGCGGGCAGAGCGUUUAGGGACUUGCUUAUCAUGCUUGGGGGUAAGGAUGAGGAGGUGAUUUGCCAGCCUCUUGCGAGGAAAGAAAAUGGGCGACUGAUGGGACCCUGUCUUUUGCGGGUUCCACAGCUCGGGAAGCACGCAGCUGCACGGGAGAUGGAUGACUAUCCCCCGGGGCUCAUUGCCAAGAGAGAGAGGCUCAUGUAGUAAUAAGGAAGACACUGAGGGUCACGAGGGCAAUGCAUGCAUGCGUGGGGGGUGGCGAGAAAGGGCCACGGGCCGCCGACGGUUCACAUCAGUCGUGUAUGCGUGCUAUUGCGGCGAC
Messenger RNA from Purpureocillium takamizusanense, 2209 nucleotides. RefSeq lists its product as uncharacterized. Gene Ontology annotation, molecular function: mRNA binding. The record is from RefSeq and is a predicted model, not a curated record. Gene Ontology annotation, cellular component: mRNA cleavage and polyadenylation specificity factor complex. Lineage: Eukaryota; Fungi; Ascomycota; Sordariomycetes; Hypocreales; Ophiocordycipitaceae. Gene Ontology annotation, biological process: mRNA alternative polyadenylation. The transcript is spliced from 4 exons. The coding region runs from base 627 to 1736 and encodes 369 amino acids.